Molecule: messenger RNA, 716 nt
Organism: Sabethes cyaneus
Lineage: Eukaryota; Metazoa; Arthropoda; Insecta; Diptera; Culicidae
Gene: CNBP
Product: CCHC-type zinc finger nucleic acid binding protein
Exons: 3
Coding region: 223-711 (162 amino acids)
Molecular function (GO): zinc ion binding; nucleic acid binding
Source: RefSeq, a predicted model, not a curated record
CGGGAAAACGACGUGCCGACUGAAAGAAAACGACGACGGCGACGUCGGCGAAAAAUAAUACUCUCCUGUGCAAGUGCAAAAAGAAGUGCUCUCUUGUGCGCGCCGCGAACGGUUUUUGCGGUCGGUCGAAAAAGAGUGUGAGAGGUGCAGAGGUGUGAGGAGAGAAGAGUUGUAGCAGGAGCAGUCAGAAUUCAGUCCGAAGAAACAAGCGGGGCGUAAAAUAUGUCUGGAAAUACUUGCUUUAAGUGCGACCGGCCGGGCCACUAUGCCCGCGAUUGCCAGAACGUCGGCGGAGGUAGCGGUGGUGGCGGCGGCGGUCGUCCCGGCGGCCCUCGUGGAGACCGGCGUGAUUUCGGUGGCGGCGGCGGAGGCCGACGUGAGAAGUGCUACAAGUGCAACCAAAUGGGUCACUUCGCACGCGACUGCAAGGAGGAUCUGGACCGCUGCUAUCGCUGUAACGGUAGUGGCCACAUUGCGCGUGACUGCAGCCUGUCGCCAGACGACUCGUGCUGCUACAAUUGCAACCAGAGCGGUCAUCUUGCCCGCAACUGCCCGGAGAAGAGCGACCGGGACAUGAACGUGUCCUGCUACAACUGUAACAAGAGUGGUCACAUUUCAAGAAACUGCCCAACAGGAGACAAGAGUUGCUACAGUUGCGGCAAGAUUGGCCACUUGAGUCGCGACUGCACCGAGAACAAGGGUCGCGAUUAGAAGUC